AAAAUUUGUUUCACUCUUGUUUUCCAACUACUGCCCUUUGGUCCAACCUCUCUCCUCAUUUAACUUUCUUUAUUAGUCCUUACUCAUUCCAAGUUUUUUCCCUUCAACUUUUUUAAGCUUUCGCACACCCUAAAAUUUGCUCACAUACUAGAUAUAAUGGCACCUUCUAUUUCCCUCUCUAUCUUAUUUCUUCUUUUUCUCCACUUUUCCCUCCAAACCAUCUCAGCCAACUCUGAAGGGAAUGCUCUUCAUACUUUGAGGAGCAGACUUUCUGAUCCCAACAAUGUUCUGCAGAGUUGGGACCCAACACUGGUUAAUCCAUGUACUUGGUUUCAUGUUACAUGUGACGGCAACAACCGUGUCACUCGUUUAGACUUGGGAAAUGCUAGUAUUUCAGGAACUCUGGGCUCAGAGCUUGGUCAUCUACACCAUCUGCAGUAUUUGGAAUUGUAUGGGAAUGAGUUAAGGGGAAAGAUUCCUAAGGAACUUGGAAAAUUGAAAGCACUAAUUAGCAUGGAUUUGUAUGAUAACAAGUUGGAGGGGAAAAUUCCAAAGUCAUUUGGCAAGUUGAAGUCAUUACGAUUCUUGCGUCUAAACAACAACAAGCUGACAGGAUCUAUCCCAAGAGAACUCACUCGUCUCAAGAAUCUCAAAAUCUUUGAUGUUUCAAAUAAUGAUCUUUGUGGAACAAUACCAGUAGAUGGAAACUUUGGAUCCUUUCCAAUAAAAAGUUUUGAAAAUAACAGACUUGGUGGUCCUGAAUUGAAAGGACUUGUUCCGUACGAUUUUGGAUGCUAAAGAAAGAUAGAAUUUGGUUAUGAUGUCACAGCAAUGAGGCAACUUAGUUUACUUGUUUCCAUAUCAAUAUUUCAUCAGCUUGUUUACUUUUAUUGAUUGCAAAAAUAAAUAACUGAGAGGGUAAAUUGUAAUGUGUUUUCCCGUGUUUUAUUAUUAAAUAAAAUGGGUUGUAAGAAUGGUGAAAAAGACAAUCGCAUGUAUGAUGAGUAUAUGUAUUUCGCAAGAUGAGAACUCAGUGAAACAUCAUAAAAUGUCGUUCGUAUACACUUGGUUU
Vicia villosa (hairy vetch) is the source of this 1072-nucleotide messenger RNA. RefSeq names its product leucine-rich repeat protein 2-like. The transcript has 7 exons. Lineage: Eukaryota; Viridiplantae; Streptophyta; Magnoliopsida; Fabales; Fabaceae. The record is from RefSeq and is a predicted model, not a curated record. The coding region runs from base 157 to 798 and encodes 213 amino acids. Gene Ontology annotation, molecular function: protein binding.